Ogataea haglerorum is the source of this 939-nucleotide messenger RNA. RefSeq lists its product as uncharacterized. Gene Ontology annotation, cellular component: mitochondrial large ribosomal subunit. The transcript has a single exon. The record is from RefSeq and is a predicted model, not a curated record. Gene Ontology annotation, biological process: mitochondrial translation; RNA processing. NCBI's taxonomy places the organism in Eukaryota, Fungi, Ascomycota, Pichiomycetes, Pichiales, Pichiaceae. Gene Ontology annotation, molecular function: ribonuclease III activity; structural constituent of ribosome. The coding region runs from base 1 to 939 and encodes 312 amino acids.
AUGCGAUCAAGGCCGUGGCCGCCACACGACCCAGAAGUUUUCAACGCACUUUCGACAAAAAUUUUCAGAAGUGCUCUUGAACUAGACAAGUGGUGGUGGAAAGCUCAGAAUUAUGAGCCUUUGAGCGAAUUAAAAAAGGUGUAUAUAAACUGGGAGAAUCAAAGAAAUUCAACGUUGCACAGGAGAAAGCUAGACUGUACACACCACACCAGAAUGACAAAAGCGAUGCACAGUAUAUCAGGAUCGUUGCUGCGUCUAGGAGCCAGAAACCAACGCCAGCUGUGUGUCAACGGAGCGCAAGUGACAGCAAAAAGAGGCGUGGUAUUUGCUAAAGGCCCAAGGGUCAGGGGAGCCAUCCGGGACCCAGAAGACAUAUUCACGGUGAAAGGGAUUAGAUACGGACUGACCGAGGAGAACCUGAAACCAUUGAAGACGUUUUUGCAGUCCAAACUGCAAGGCAAGUACGAGCUGCCUGACAAGUUGCUUCUACAGAUAAUCACACACAAAUCUUUUGCACACGGCACGCAGCCGUAUAACGCAAGACUGUCCUAUUUUGGAAGAGAGCUGAUCCAACUGAGCGCUGCCAAGUACGCCAUAACACGAAGCACAAACAACGAAUAUGCCAUAAAUAAUCUGAACUUCGACUCGCUUGGAUCUUACACACAGGGUCUGAUGAAAACGGACCGGCUGCUCAAAGAGUACGCCGUUGCCAACAAUCUAGACGCUGUUUUCUUCAGACGGCUGGCUCUGCCCUCGGGAAGAGAAGACGAAAACUACAAACCGAAAGCAAUCUGGUCCACCUUGACUGCGUCAUUGGUUGGUGCCAUUGCCUCCCAGCACGGCAAAAAGGCGGCUGAGGAAUUCAUUGAGAAAGAGCUGUUUGGCGACGUUUUCAAACAGAUCCUUCCUGCGACCAAGGCGGCGUCUGAAUCGGCUUAG